Triticum dicoccoides is the source of this 564-nucleotide messenger RNA. Its product is annotated as ras-related protein RABB1c-like. The transcript has 5 exons. NCBI's taxonomy places the organism in Eukaryota, Viridiplantae, Streptophyta, Magnoliopsida, Poales, Poaceae. The coding region runs from base 85 to 564 and encodes 159 amino acids. The record is from RefSeq and is a predicted model, not a curated record. Gene Ontology annotation, molecular function: GTP binding; GTPase activity.
AAGUCAUGCCUCCUGCUGCAGUUCACCGACAAGCGGUUCCAGCCCGUGCACGACCUGACCAUCGGCGUCGAAUUUGGGCAGCGGAUGGUCACCAUCGGCAAGAAGAAAAUAAAGCUUCAGAUCUGGGACACGGCAGGUCAGGAGGCUUUCAGGUCAAUCACAAAAUCCUACUACAGAGGUGCGGCCGCGGCUCUCCUGGUUUAUGACAUCACCAGGAGGGAAACCUUCAACCACGUCGCGAGCUGGCUGGAAGAAAUGAGGGAGCAGGCGGACGGCAACAACAACAUCACCAUCAUGCUGGUCGGAAACAAAUCAGAUUUAGGUCAGAGGCGGGCCGUCAGCACGGAAGAGGGCGAGCAGUUCGCCAAGGAGAACGGCCUCGCCUUCAUGGAGACCUCGGCCAGGACCCGGCACAACGUGGAGGAGGCAUUCCUUCAGAGCACGUCCAUGGUGUACGAGAAGAUCCAGGAAGGCGCCAUCGAUCUCUCCAAGUGUAGUGGUGUCACGCCCGGAGUUGAUGAAUUAUGCAACCUUGACAGGGACACGCUGCCGUCUGGAGCCUAA